UUAAUUACACAAUGUCAUGAACCAAGAAAGAAACAGACACACACAGACAGAAAGAAGAGAGAGAAGAGAAGAAAGAGAGAGUCGUUGAGUCGUUGCUGUUUUUGUUUAGCUGCUAAGGUAAGAAUAAUCAUCCAACCUUCAAAUAUAAAUUUACUCAUUCACACAAACAAUCAAACAAUUUUCCCAAAUCAUGUUGAAUUCAAACCCUUAUUAGCCAAUUUGGGGGAAAAUCAUAAUUCAAUUGACAUGUUUGGAGAUUACUAUACUGGUGUCAACCCAUCAUCACCAUCAAGAAGAGAAGGUGUUAAUCAUCAUCAUACAAUAACAGUAGCAGUAGAAUCGAAUUCAUUGUUAUCAUUGGUGCCCUUUUUGUGGCGCUUUCAAUGACCAUGAUCAUUUCCCUUCAAUCAACCUUCUCUCGGAUCUCAGUUGCAGGUCCUUCUUCAAAUUCAUCGUUUUCUCUCUGCUUUUGCUUUCUUUCUCUCUCAUGGAUGCCUCUUCUUAUCGCCCUGCUGUCGUGAUCGACAAUGGCACUGGGUAUACUAAAAUGGGUUUUUCUGGGAAUGUGGAGCCUUGCUUCAUUGUCCCAACAACUGUUGCUGUGAAUGAUUCUUUUGUAAACCAACCGAGAACAUCGAAUAAGAGUAGUAAUUGGUUGACUCAAUAUAAUGCUGGUGUUAUGGCUGAUUUGGAUUUUUUCAUCGGGGACGAGGCUUUAGCGAGAUCUAAGUCUAGUAGUACGUAUAGUUUGAACUAUCCCAUUAAGAAUGGACAGGUAGAGAACUGGGAUGCUAUGGAAAGGUUUUGGCAACAUUGUAUUUUUAACUAUCUACGCUGUGAUCCUGAGGAUCAUCACUUCCUGCUGACAGAAAGUCCUCUGACACCUCCUGAAAGCCGGGAAUAUACAGGGGAAAUCAUGUUCGAGACUUUCAAUGUCCCGGGGCUUUACAUAGCAGUGCAGCCUGUGCUAGCUUUAGCUGCUGGUUACACUACAUCUAAGUGUGAGAUGACAGGGGUUGUAGUAGAUGUUGGAGAUGGGGGUACACAUGUUGUACCUGUUGCAGAAGGCUAUGUUAUUGGGAGCAGUAUCAAGUCAAUUCCCAUUUCUGGAAAAGAUGUUACCCUUUUCGUCCAACAGCUUAUGCGGGAAAGAGGAGAGAAUGUACCACCAGAAGACUCCUUUGAAGUUGCUCGACAAGUGAAGGAGAUGUAUUGCUACACUUCUUCAGAUAUUGUCAAGGAGUACAACAAACAUGACAAGGAGCCCUCUAAAUAUAUCAAGCAAUGGAGAGGAAUAAAACCAAAGACUGGAGCUCCAUACAGUUGUGACAUUGGCUAUGAGCGGUUCCUUGGUCCUGAGGUUUUUUUCAACCCAGAGAUAUACAACAGUGAUUAUACCACUCCUUUACCAGCUGUGAUUGACAAGUGUAUCCAGUCUGCCCCAAUUGACACCAGACGAGCACUGUACAAGAAUAUAGUGUUGUCUGGUGGCUCAACCAUGUUCAAGGACUUCCACCGUAGGUUGCAAAGGGAUAUAAAGAAGAUUGUUGAUGCUCGAGUUCUUGCAUCUGAGGCACGGCUUACUGGAGGAAUGAAGUCACAACCGGUGGAAGUCAACGUAGUGAGCCAUCCUAUCCAGAGAUAUGCAGUAUGGUUUGGGGGAUCCGUACUUGCUUCAACUCCUGAGUUUUUUGGAGCUUGCCAUACCAAAGCUGAGUAUGAAGAAUAUGGGGCAAGUAUAUGUCGCACAAAUCCUGUUUUCAAGGGGAUGUACUGAUGCAAAUAGCACUGCAGCGAAAUACUUCAGUUGCAUUGUAUCAAAUGGCAAUUUUGGCUUAGGGAUUUCCACUUCCAACAUUAGGACUCCAGUUUAUGCAUGCUCAUGACUCAUCAAGGUGGUUUAUGUGUUUUAGAGCAACUGGGAAGUGGUGUAAAUUAGAAAUUUAUUUAGUAAGAAAGCUUGAAUUCUCCUGUAGUAAUUCUUUUGUUAGGAAGCUGUACAUUGCAACUCUACAAUCUACAUUGCCAUUGGAUGCUUUUUAUAGAAUUUUUGCUACCAUUGAUUGUCAAUUGGUUAUACCUAUGCGUUUUGGUCGCAAUAAA
Molecule: messenger RNA, 2103 nt
Organism: Chenopodium quinoa (quinoa)
Lineage: Eukaryota; Viridiplantae; Streptophyta; Magnoliopsida; Caryophyllales; Amaranthaceae
Product: actin-related protein 3
Exons: 9
Coding region: 488-1777 (429 amino acids)
Biological process (GO): Arp2/3 complex-mediated actin nucleation
Cellular component (GO): actin cortical patch; Arp2/3 protein complex
Molecular function (GO): actin filament binding
Source: RefSeq, a predicted model, not a curated record